This is a messenger RNA of Daphnia pulex (common water flea), 1774 nucleotides long. RefSeq names its product calexcitin-2-like. Gene Ontology annotation, molecular function: calcium ion binding. The coding region runs from base 949 to 1503 and encodes 184 amino acids. The record is from RefSeq and is a predicted model, not a curated record. The transcript has 9 exons. NCBI's taxonomy places the organism in Eukaryota, Metazoa, Arthropoda, Branchiopoda, Diplostraca, Daphniidae.
AUGAAUCCAUGUGAUCAGGAAGAGGCUGACCAGCAUCCAGCGAGGGACUGACCAUGAACUUGUGACUCCUUCCAUUGCACCAAUAAUACUGAGAAGUGAUGCGCUCAGUUUAUGAAAGUUGAUUCGAUCUAAACCGGAUAGCUGAAUAGCAAGAAAGCCCGUGUGCCGACAACAGGUAAGUGAAAGUGAUUCCACCUGGCGGGAAAGUGCAUCACGCUGGCGAAUCUAACGGCGAAGGACAUCUUUUGGUGGAUCGAAGGAAUGCUCAUAUUCCAUUCCCAGGGCCCAGCAUGAUGCUUAUUGCAUUACACACGUAACAAGCCCUCGUGGAGUACUCUCCAUGACUACUUACAAAUUCACGUCAUUAUUUAUAUAACGACGAGGCAAAUCAAUGGAGGUCAGCGGUGAACGUGCAACGUACCCCCAACUCAGCUGAUUACGUGAGUGACAUCUCCCCCAAUUUAUCGGGGAUUCGUCAGACUUGAGACUUUAAUCACAUGCUCAUUAUCUACUGACGCACGGCGGCGGGGGAUUUAGAAUUAUAAAACCGAGAUAUCAAUGAGUUGAGGUGUCACGGCACCUUAAACCGCCUUUCUCGGUGGGGUUUUCCGGUGAUAUGCGGAAUGAAACUUGGCCAGCCGCAUCCGUCUUGAUGGAUGCGACUACCUCACGUUGAGCGGAACGUUGAACGGUCACUCUCCACUUCCAUCCUUCCAUCCGUCCGCCCCCUUUAAACUAGGGUGCAGCAUGUGUAACGAACGACAGUGCCGUCGUGAACUACCUAUCUGAUCCGUCUGCUCCGCCCACUUUGGUUAUAUGUACAAGAACGAGGCCUGACGUGACCAGAGAGCACAUUACAUCGUCAACUUUUCCAGAGCACAGUCCAUUACUGUCAUUACAUCUCUCCACUAUUGUCGCUCCAGUCGAACCGUUAAUAAAGAACCAAAUAUGGCAAUGUCAGAUUUCCGUCGCAACAAAUUGAUUUACGUCUUCAAGGCUUUUUUCGAUGUGGAUAACAGUGGCGCCAUCGAUCAACAAGAUUUUCGCCUGGCUGCCGAGCGCAUAUGUCGAGUGCACGGAUGGAGUGUGAACGAGGGCAAGGGCGCCCAAGUAUUGCAGCGACUUCUCGACGUCUGGGAGGCCCUUAAAAGAGCUGAUUCCGACAACGACGGUUCGGUUGAUCAAAAAGAGUGGUGUGCCAUGUGGGAAGCUUACGCCAAGGGCGAAACUGAUUACCAGGAAUGGCAGGACAAAUAUCGAGAUUUUUACUUUAGCAUUAUGGACACCUCAGGUGAAGGAACAAUUGAACUAGAUGAAUUUGCGGCAGUGAACAGACGUAACGACGUUUCGGACAAUGACUGCUCCGAAGCUUUUAAAUUGAUGUCCAAGGACAAUUCGGUUGUUGUGAAUUCGUCCACUUUCGCUCAACUGUGGAAUGAGUUUUUCACUUCGGACGAUCCUUCAUCCCCCGGAAAUUAUAUUUAUGGGAAAUUGAAGUUCUAAACUAAAGUUCAUGUGGCACAUAUCUAUAGUUUUUAACAUUCCAGUUAUAGAGAAACUGAAUAAUUCAGUUAAAUAUGGGAGGGAAUCUGCAAUGACCUUCUAUAAUUUACCACUUCUUCAAUUCAGAACUGGUAUGCCAUUUCUUUACCCUCACUUGCUUUAGAAGUUUUCUUACCUUUUUCUUGUAAUCCACUCCUCCCUAUCUUCCAAAUAACAUCCCCUGUGCUGCUGUGUUCUCCUUUGAUCAAUACAAAAUAAGGAAAAUGUUUCA